AUGCCGACUAUGCUUGGUCUCACCAACGAUCGCUCGCCUCAUGGGCUUAACGCGGAAGAAAGCAAAUUCGGUGGUCCCUCCAGCCAAAGAGGCAUGGAACUUGCCCCGCGCCAACAAAAUGGCAGCAUUGUGUCCGGCAUCGAAGGCUCCGACUUCUUCAAUGGCGGUGGCAAGCAAAAGGAGCACGACGCAGAUGAGGAGUCAGAUGAGGAGAACCUGAAGACCAUCAAGGGCCGUAACCUCUCCGCCGUCAAGGAGAUGGAGACUCUUCUCUGGCGUGCCCUCUGCGAUAAGCCCAAGACUGCCCUUAAGUACAUCGCCAAGGACGCCGUCAUGUCGAACCGCUUCCUCUUCGGCGACCCUGUCCCCCGAACCGCUGACUCUGAUCCUUCUCUAGAGGAAGAGAUCAAGCACUGUGAGGAGUGGCUCGCCUACAAGAUGCACGACCCUCAACCCGUCGAGAUUGGUCUCAUGGCUGCUGCCAUUGGCUACAAGCUCAUCCUCUUCCGCCAACUUGACCAGGGAGAUGGUAACUUUGGUAUGCAGACCAUCCAAGCCACAUGUUCGAGCUCCUGGAGGCAACUUGCUAGUGGCGAUUGGGAGCUUACUAGUAUGUUUGCUGGUUGA
Messenger RNA from Fusarium subglutinans, 627 nucleotides. RefSeq lists its product as uncharacterized. The record is from RefSeq and is a predicted model, not a curated record. The transcript has a single exon. NCBI's taxonomy places the organism in Eukaryota, Fungi, Ascomycota, Sordariomycetes, Hypocreales, Nectriaceae. The coding region runs from base 1 to 627 and encodes 208 amino acids.